Molecule: messenger RNA, 2209 nt
Organism: Mercenaria mercenaria
Lineage: Eukaryota; Metazoa; Mollusca; Bivalvia; Venerida; Veneridae
Exons: 2
Source: RefSeq, a predicted model, not a curated record
AUGGGUCGUGGAAAAAGGCACAGAGAUAGACAAAAACGAAAGAAAAGCAGCGAAUCAGACAGUGAGAAAAGGUCAAGUAAAGAAUUCAAAUAUGGCGGUCUUUUGACCAGCGAUGUUUUAGGUGCUGCUAACACUGUGUUAUAUAAUAGUGACAUUGAAAGUGAUUUGGAUUAUAGCCAAUACGAAGAUACAGAUAUUUUUUCUAUAUGUGUAACCCAUUUGACCGAGAAUAAAGUCAUCGAUGUAGAAGGCUAUGUGUGGUACGGAAAUAACCGUAAAAACAUUCACGUUAAUGCAGUUCGAGGAUCAGGUGGGGUUGGAAUUUUAGUGAAAUCUUGGGUAAUUGAAAUGUUUGAUAUCACCAUUGUUGAAAAUGCCAUUGAAGGGAUUCUAGCUUUGCAACUUAAGUGUCGCUCUACUGACUGUUGUUCAUUGAUUGUUUCCGCUUAUUUGCCCCCAGAAAAUUCCGUUUGGGGAAGGGAUGCGCAGACGUUUUUCGCACAUAUCCUAUCGCUUAUAUAUAUAAAUAGUGAAUGCGAUACCAUAUUCUUAGCAGCAGAUUUUAACGCCAGAAUUGGGUCAUUGUCCGAUAUAUUGCAAGAUGUUGAUUCUUUGCCAGCACGUGUACCAAUUGACAAUGUUGUAAAUCAGCACGGUAGAGAACUCAUAGACUUUUUGAUAGAUUCUAAGUUUUGUACCUUGAACUCGCGCUUCCAAAAUGACAAUUUUACAAGUAUCAGUAUGAAAGGUAAAUCCGUGGUUGACUACAUAUGCGUUCCACAUGAUGUAUUUCAACAAUGUCAAUCUUUCAGUGUGAUAACAAUACAGUCUUUUGUCGAUGAAAACGAUUUGCACGGAUUAAUUGGCCAACGAUCAUGUUUACCUGAUCAUUCGGUACUACUGGUACGCGUCUCGUUGAAUAUUGACAUUUCACGUGCAGACCGAUUUACGAAUAAUCCGAGUACGCCUACAUCAUUUAAGUACAAGCUUAAUCACAUUCCAACGGAUUUUAUGAACAGAGACAUUGCUAGACUUGCUAUAUUAGAGGUAAUAGGACGCAUUGAGUCAGCGAGAGACACGCAAUUUGAAAUAGACUCAAUUUACUGUAAACUUUGCGAUACAAUUUUGAAUGAAAUGAAUCAUAGUAUUCCUCGUUAUAAUGCCUCUAAUCGUACGAAAAAACGUAAUAAGAAUGCUAAACCGUAUUGGAAUGAGGAACUUACAGAUCUGUGGAAUGCUAUGGGAAUGACUGAAAAUGAGUUCCUUAAAUGUAAUGGCCCGAGGCGUAUCAAAUCCCAAAAAAGACUCGAUUAUGUGUUGGCGCGGAAUAGGUUUAACAAAUUACUACGGAAGACUGAACGGGAAUUUAAGCGGAGCAUUUCAGUUGAUAUCGAGGACAUGUCGACAUCGAACCCAAAUGAAUUGUGGGAUAAAAUCAAACACCUCGGACCAAAGCGCGAUUCGUCGAUUCCAGUUGAAAUAAUUGAUGAACAAGGGCAUGUUGUGACUGAUGAAAAUGUGGUGUCCGACAGAUGGAAGUGUGAUUUCGCUAAUCUUUAUAAUGGCGAUGAUAAUGAGGAAUUUGACAAUAGGUUCUAUGACAGAGCAAAAAUACACAGACAGUUAUUAGAGCUAAACAUAGUUGAUCCGUUGUACACUCCAAAUGAGCAACUUAAAAAUAAUAUUACCCUGGAGGAAAUCGUUAAGAUCGUCAUGAGUGCAAAUUCUAAAUCGGCAUGCGGUAUUGAUAAUAUCCCAUAUGCAGUCUUGAAAUAUCCCCCGGUCAUUGCUGCUCUUCAUAAACUGUUCCAACUGGUAUUUGAUACGAACAUUAUUCCUAGUGAAUGGAGAAAGUCAGUUAUAUUCCCAAUUCUGAAGGAUAAAAAUUCCGACAAAAGACUUCCUCUAAAUUAUAGAGGUGUAAGCCUACUCUCAUGUAUCAGUAAACUUUACAGCUCAUUUAUUAAUAAGCGAAUAUCAUAUUACCUUGAAGAAAGUGACCUUUUAGCGGACGAGCAGAACGGAUUUAGGAGGGGUAGAUCAUGUGAGGACCAUGUAUUCACGUUAAGCAGUCUCGUGCGUAACCAUGACAACCUACACACGGCUUUCAUUGACCUUAAAAAGGCAUUUGACUUUGUCGACCGUGAUAUGUUAUUGUACAAGCUACUCUUAAAUGGCAUUGACGGAAAAGUUUAUAAUGCAGUGAAAA